CAUGGACUAACACAGACUAUUGGUAUUAUUGCUAUCUUGUAAGAGACAGUUAUGAUACGGCCGCCAUUCACAGGUUAACAGGUUAUGAGCCCCGGGCUCUACUGUGUUAUCUCUCACCGACAAAGGGGCUAACUGAAGGAACUCAGGAUCGGCCAAGUAGUUAGGAGAGAUGGGAAGGUAUGAGAUUGUUCCCAAGUAUGAUGGGACAAAUUGGAGGACGUUUGCUCGGAAGUAUAUCGAUCUUCUGGCACAAGAGGAUAUCGCUGUGGAUGUGCUGAGAGAUGCUGAGUUUCCGAACGUGACAGUGUCGAAGAAGGCGCUGGGCUUUCUGCGCCGCAAUGUGAGCAGGGAUUUUGAGGAGGACGUCCAGGACUGCGAGACCGCCAAGGAGGCCUGGGACAUCCUGCAGAAGCUCUACAACGACGCCAUGAAGCUGCAGAGGCCGGAGCUAAAGAGGCGUUUCCGGCAGCUGCGAUUCUGCAGCAAGGAAGACAAGGACAUCGCCGGGUUCUUUGCCAGGGGGAAGGCACUGCGCAACCAGCUGAGGGACGCUGGAGUGGAGUUUACCGAUACGGACCUGGCCGAGCAGAUUCUGGCCGGGCUGCCGGCUGCGUUUGAGCCGAUUGUGACGACCAUCAACGCGAUGAUGGCCAAGGCGAGCGCAGAAGCUGAGGACGGCGAGGAGGAGGACUACAACUUGGAGGUCGUCAAGAAGCAGCUACAGACGCACGAGUCGAUGAUGAAGCAGUCGGCGGGCAACAUGGAGCUCGUCAACGUCGCGCGGUUUGAUCGGCCCAGAGGCCAGCCACGGACGUUCCCGGGACAGGUUCUGUUCAACGGGGUCUGCUUCCGGUGCGGGAAGAAGGGGCACAGGAAGAUCGAGUGCCGGGCUAGCAAGGAGCAGGUGCAGCAGUUUAGGCAGCAGCAGGCUCAGGCGCAGCAGGGUGUUGAGGGGCAGAUGCAGCAGCUGGCGGUGGGACAGCCGCAGGUGCUGCAGGUACCGCAGGCACAGCAGAUGCAGGUGCUGCCGGUACAGCAGGUACCGCAGGCACAGCAGAUGCAGGCGGUUCAGGCGCAGCAGCAGCAGCAGCAGGCGCAGCAGGGGAGGCAGCCGGGAAGGUUCCGUGACUACGCAGCGGUAGCGCACGAAGGGGGCUUGUUCAGCAAGUACCCGACCCUCGCUCCCUUCAUCCUCGAUUCGGGUGCCACGACCCACGUCACCAACAGCCUGGCGGACCUGCACGAUUUCCAGUGGUCGUCCGGUGGCGAGAUCAGCGGCCUGUAUGGCACUAGCGGGAAAGUAGAGGGCUCGGGAACGGUGGUGUUGGUGUCGGGGGGGGUGCGGUUCAGCAUCCACGACGUGCAGUACGUGCCGGGCGCUCAGGUGAAGGUGAUCUCGGCUCUCGUGCUGGCGGACAAGGGCUAUGAGUCGGCGGUGAAGAAAGGGGGACGGUCGGAGGUCAGCUACGACGGAGCGGUGGUGCUCACGGCGUCACGCAGGGAGGGCAGCCGACUGCACUACAUUGACGCGGAACCCCUGUCGGUACUGGACGAUGAUAUGCUGGCGGAGGCUAUGGAUACGGCGCUGCCCAUCCUCGACCCGCUGUGCCUUUGGCACAGGCGGCUUGGUCACCUGUCGUAUGGGGGCAUGGAGAAGCUGGUGCGGGAGAAUAUGGUGGAGGGGCUGGACCUUUCGCUGAAGCAGUUCGCAGCGGCAGACAAGGUGUGCGAGCCGUGCAUGCUGGGCAAGCAGCCAAGGGUUUCGUUCCAGUCCUCCAGUUCCACCACCUCCCGGCCUCUCGAGCUGAUCCACAUGGACGUGUGUGGGCCGUUUCCGGUGGAGUCGCUGAAUGGGAACAGCUACAUGGUGACGUUUUUGGAUGACUACAGUGGUUACUCGCACUUGGAGUUUGUGCGGUUUAAGUCGGAUGUGCCUGAUGUGGUGAAGAAGGUGCUUGUCAUGUUCGAGCGGCAGCUGGAUCUGAAUGUGAAGGCAGUGCGGACGGAUCGGGGGCGUGAGUACGUCAACCGGAAGCUGGGCGAGUGGUUCGAGUUCAACGGCAUCGAUCACGAGAAGACAGCGCCGUACACGCCGGAGCAGAACGGCAAGGCGGAGCGUCUGAACAGGUCGAUUUUGGAGAAGGUGCGACCGAUGCUGAUCGACGCCGGCCUGAAGUCCUCGCUCUGGGAGGAGGCAGCUACGUAUGCGUCAGACGUGAGGAACACGUCUCCGUACCGCAACCAUCCCACUACUCCGUACGAACGCCUCUCGGGCAAUAAGCCGGACGUUUCCAGCCUGCGGGUGUUUGGGGCGAAGGCGUACGUGCACGUGCCUAAGCAGCAGCGGAGCAAGCUGGAUGAUGUGGCAGUGAAGGGGGUGUUUGUGGGGCUGGAGCCAAAGGGACGGCAGUUUCGGGUGUUGGUGGGUGGAAAGAUUGUGGUGAGCAGCAGCGUUACGUUUGACGAGCGGCUGCCUCAGGCGGACUCUACCGUGGGAGGAUCGAGCAGCACUAGUGACGACAGCUGGGGUUUGCUGCUGUCUCCAGCCAAUGUCGACUAUGACGUCGGCAGUGGCAGCAGCAGUGGCGGUGGUGCCGGCAGUGGCAGCAGCAGUGGCGGUGGUGCCGGCAGUGGCAGCAGCAGUGGCGGUGGUGCCGGCAGUGGCAGUGGCAGUGGUGGUGGUGCUGGUAGCGGCGGCAGUGGAGGUAAUGCCAGCAGCGGUAGCGUGGGAGGCACCCACAGUGGCAGUGGUGGUGCUCUUGGCAACGACAGCGGGGGAGGCGCAGGCAGUGGUAGUGGCAACGGUAAUGGCAGUGGAGAUGGUGAGGAGUCGGACGACUCUGGGCGGAGUGCGGCAGCUACGGCAGAGUCUUCUGAAAGUGCCGCCAGCAGUUUCAAAAGCUUGGCUGGCGGCAAUGAGGAUGGUGGGGGUGGUGCAGGCGGCGGCGGACGUGCACGCCACCCUCCGAAGUGGAUGACGAGCGGUCAAUACGUGGUAACGGCAGUGGAGAACGCCAAGGAUCAGUUUACCGAUAAGGAGGCGCGUAGUGGACCCUAUGCAGCGGAGUUCGAGGGGGCGAAGCAGGCGGAGAUUGCGAGCCUGCACGCCAAUGGUACGUGGAGGCUGGAGAAGCCACCGGCAGGGGCUAGGGUACUGCCGGUGAGAUGGGUUCUCACGAUCAAGCGCCGGGCAGAUAACAGCAUUGAGAGGUUCAAGGCGCGGUUGGUUGUUAAGGGCUACAUGCAGCGUGAGGGUAUUGACUUCAACGAGGUCUUUGCCCCAACCGGCAAGCAGUCGACCCUACGGGCUUUGCUGGCGAAGGUGGCGGCUGAGGGCUUGCAGCUGCAUCACGUAGACAUCAAGACCGCUUUCCUAAACGGUGAGCUGGAGGAGGAGGUCUACACUGAUCAGCCGCCGGGGUUUGAGAAUGGGGACAGCAGCCUCAAGUGCCGCCUGCAGAAGUCUCUGUACGGGCUGAAGCAGGCGCCGCGGGCUUGGCACAUUAAGCUGAAGUCCGUGCUGGAGGCGCACGGUUUCCAGGAGUCGGAGGCAGAUGCGGGGUUGUACGUGCGACGAGGCAGCGGGGGAGGAGCUGAGGUGUGGCUGCUCGUGCACGUAGACGACAUGCUCAUCUCAGCAAAGCUGCUGGAGCAGGUGGAGCUGGUCAAGCAGCUGCUGGGGGAGGUGUUCGAGGUUCACGACCUGGGGGAGGCAUCGUUUUUCCUGGGCAUGGAGCUGCAGCGGGGCGGCGGGAAGCUGAGGCUAACGCAGCAGCGACAGACGUGGGAGCUGGUGAAGCGGUACGGCCUCGCACACGCCAAGACGCGGUCCGUGCCACUGGAUCCGUGCACCAAGCUGGAGCGUGCGAAGGACGGCGAGGAGCUGCUGGACAAGUCGCGCGGCUACAGCGAGGUUGUGGGCAGCCUGAUGUAUCUGGCCGUCAACACUAGGCCGGAUAUCGCACAAGCCGUGGGAGCACUGGCGCGCCACAUGGCGAAGCCGACGGAGCAGCACUGGGAGGCGGCCAUGGGCGUGCUGCGCUACCUGGCAAGUACGGCGGAUUACGGGCUGUGUUUCGGGGGCGGAAAGAUGGAGGUUGAGGGGUUUUGCGAUGCGGAUUACGCAGGGGAUGUUGACACGCGUAGGUCGACGACCGGCUAUGUGUUCACGCUUAACGGCGCGGCCAUUAGCUGGUCGAGCAAGCUGCAGCCAACGGUGGCGGUCUCCACCCUGGAGGCCGAGUACAUGGCUGCGGCGCAGGCCACGAAGGAGGCGUUGUGGCUGCGCAAGUUGAUGGGCGAUCUGGGGAUGGAGAAGAAGUGCAUGCAGAUCUGGGGCGACAACCAGGGGGCGCUGAGCCAGAUUAAGCACCCCAUAGUGUCGGAGCGGUCGAAGCACAUUGACGUGCAGUAUCACUUCGUGCGGGAGCGGGUGCGGUACCAGGAGGUGAAGUUCGAUUACUGCUCGACGGAGAGCAUGCUGGCGGAUGCGUUCACGAAGCCGCUGGCCAAGGUCAAGUUCGAGCAGUGCCGGAAGGGCAUGGGAGUGAGCAAGAGGCCGCAGGUCUAAGGGGUUGUCUGCGGAGAAGACUGCAGUGUACUGAGGGUUUGUUAAGUGGAAGGAACUGCAGCGUUAUGAGGAAGUUAUCAGUGUUCCUUUGGGUUUGAGGAAGAGUUGGGAGUUUUCGUUAUCAGUGGAACCUUUUUGGGUUAGGAGUUUGCUUUGCUUUUGGUUCCAUAGUUUGUUGUGGGUUAAGUGAGCUAAGGACAACAACAGUGAGUUAUCCGCGUGGGAGUGUUGUAGAGUGGUUAGCCUCUCCGGUUAACUCGCUGUGGGAUUGCCAGUUGUACGGCAAGGGCAAGCCUCGCAUGGCUAUGUGGCUGCGUGAGACAGCCCAAUGGCUAAUGGCUUACAUGGACUAACACAGACUAUUGGUAUUAUUGCUAUCUUGUAAGAGACAGUUAUGAUACGGCCGCCAUUCACAGGUUAACAGUAAUAAGCUUGUUCAUUACAACAUUAGUUUGCAACUGCGAGCACAGACUCGCCUUACUUGUGGUUUGGCGGGAACAUUUAUGUUAAGCGAUUUGCAUGCGACUUGGAAUUCCGAAGCAAACAAGCAAUGUUUAAGAAGCUCCGUAUAAAGGCUGGGCUGAAAUGUGGAUGUAUGCGUCUUUCAGGCUGCCUUGUAAGGAAAAGCGGUGGCGGACCCUAGCAUGAUAACCGUGGUGGUGCGGGUUGCAAUUACCGUUGGGGUUAGCUAGCAGCAGCCGGGAUCCGUCAUGGCAAAGGUAAGUGGGGUGAUGAGGGGGAAGGUCUUUCCACUUCUAGUGGCUGGAGGCACACUACCACCGCACAAGUAACCACCGUGGGCGCGUGAGUAGGUCGGGGGGGAGACCCUUCCCCCAAGAGAGCAAAAGGGUUACGGCUAGCAGAAGCGCUGCGCUACACUUUAGGGUACGGGCACGUCGUGAAUUGGGCCCUUCCAUUAGGCUGCUGUACUACCGCUGGUCAAGGCACGAAAAUCUAGCAGCCCCUUUUCGAAAACGGUUUUCGAAAAAAUAGGCCCUUGGGAGGCCCCGGAUCGUACACGAAAAAUUUCAGGGGUCGAACGUGAGGGCUGUCGAAAAGAUUGGGCCUAAAACGUCACUUAUCGUGGGGUUCCACGAUCGCCCUGGAGGGAAGAUAGAAACACUGCUUUGGGACGAACAUUCUUUAUGUGAUCCAUUCUAGUAGUAUCUAAUUCAUGUGCUGUAUAUAUAGUGACAAGCCGUGUCCGGUGUGCACUGCGGCGCUCAUGGCAGCUAGCUAGCGGGGCCGCUAGGGGGCGGUUGCCUGCAUGCUGCUGGUUUCUCACGCUGCCGGAGGGGGCAGAGUUAGUGGCAGUAGGUUGGCACUUACGACUGCAGCUAGCAUGCAUCUAGAAGUUGUACUGCACUGGUUAGCGACGUCCCUGUUGUGUUAAGUGUACCUACGUAUAGCCGCGUAUAGCGGGAUGCAAAUACGCCAUGAGUGGAAGAGGGAUGUACUUUGCGGAUGUAGGGGUGAAUGAUUCAGGUCACACAUAGGAUGGGAGGCAAACGUUUGCCUAGCAGACCCGUGGGUCAUGAAAGGUGAAGCCGGUCUGGGUUGUGUUCGGUACGAUGUUGGCGUACUGGUUGGUCUGUGUGAGAUUACGCGGUUGGCUGGCGUAGCACACUUCUUCGAUGGCAAGUUUGUGCCAGUUUCCGGUAUAGUGGCCAGUUUUGUUCAUGUGUCGGUGGGCAUGCACGGUCCAGUGUAGAGGCAUGGUAUGCGGGUGAUGAGGACGUGGGCUCAUGCUUGGCAAGGUUUAGAGUAGUUUUGUUGCGUGGAAUGUCACAACUGGCGAGUGAGUGAUUGGGGGAGGACUUGAGGAGUACAUGGCGUGGUGGCCUCUGGCCUUCAUGCUAACACAUGCACAUAUGCUCUUAACGUUAGCCCUUCGUGUGUAUGUUAGCGUGGCUGAAUAGAGAUGCUGGAAAUUACAAAAAGUGCGCAACCCACUCGCGUGCUGUAGUCAAUAUGCUUCAUGUGUACAGAGCCAGGUUUGUGCAGUUCGGUGCAGGUAGCAGGGUGCCGCCGGAUACUAGGCAGAAACACUGUGGGGCGGCCGAGACCGUGUAAGGGGCGGCAAAGUAGGGAGCCACUAGGAGGAUAGAUGCGUGACAGAUAGUCGUACGGGGGUUGUGAGCAGCUAUGAGUGGUACGGCAUUGGUUGGUUAGCAUCCUUAACUAUUUGGUACGCCUAGCGGUGUCCAGGGGUGCUACGCUUUUUAUUUUUAGGGGAGUCCACCCUUUGUGGACAUUAGGCUAUGUACCGGUAUGGUUUUUUCACUUCACCGCAGGAUAGGAGGAGCCUGGGGGUCCCGAACGAUGAAGACGGUCUUGGUCUGGUGGAUUGCUGCCGGGAAGUAGGUGGGCAUGCAUUGCAGACGAGGAUGAAAGCAGUGAGUCCGCAA
This is a messenger RNA of Astrephomene gubernaculifera, 6978 nucleotides long. Lineage: Eukaryota; Viridiplantae; Chlorophyta; Chlorophyceae; Chlamydomonadales; Astrephomenaceae. The record is from the annotation of a GenBank genome assembly.